This is a messenger RNA of Ostertagia ostertagi, 354 nucleotides long. NCBI's taxonomy places the organism in Eukaryota, Metazoa, Nematoda, Chromadorea, Rhabditida, Trichostrongylidae. The record is from the annotation of a GenBank genome assembly.
AUGAGUGAAGUGGCGAACUCGUUCGGAUACUUUGGAGUGGUGAGAUUCGAGGUGCUCAAUGAAUCGACCGUCGCCUAUCAUUCGGAGAAGGACAUUUCGAGCUUCCGCAGCGCCGUUUAUAAUCAGUAUGGUUAUGGAGCUAUACCUGGAACUCCACUGAGUACGGAUUCUCAGGUUUUGGAAGCGCUGACAAGCGUCGCCAGUUCGAACAAAGUGUAUGAAAAUUCUCUAAUUGUCUUCUGUCUUGAUAAACUACCGAGAAGUCCUUCAUAUCGACAGUACGCCACAUUGGUCAGCAAGAAUGUAAAGACCGUGUUCCUGAUAGACAAGGCAUCGCUAACUCGAGAGCUCAAC